AGAAGAAGGCCGCACCUGAGCAGUUUGGAUCUGAAUGGCGGGAGGGACACACUGGACUGAAAGACACUAAUGACAGGUGAACACUGCUGCUACACACAUCAAGGAGGACCAUCAUCAUGCGACCAGACACCUCCGGCCUCAGAGUUGAACUCUCUGACAGAAGACGACUCUCCUUAUAAUGGAGGCACAUUUCCCAGAAUCCUCUCUGGAUGAUGAGCUCCAGCGCUCCAAAACUGAGGACGUGCAUUCACUGCAAGACCUGAACCAGGACACCCUACAGGAUCCUGAGAGUCUCAAACAGGAUCUGGAGCAACAAAGUCCUCACUCCAGUCCAGACCAGGUUCAGGGUGCAGACAGAGAUCAUACUGAAGACGAAGCAGAGAAUAAGAAAUGUGAUCCAGAUCCUCAGGACCACCUGGAGGAGCAGCGAGUAGACAAAAAUCCUGCAGGAGAUGGAGCUUCAGCGUCACCUCAAGGUCUGGACCGAGCCGAGCAUCAGGUACACACUGGCUCCGACCAAGACCAGGAUCGAAUGGACUGUAACCAGGAUCAGAAUCAGGACCAGGACCUGACACCAGCCAAUGAGGAGGCAUCUGAGGAGUCAGGUGGCAGCGUCCCAGCGCUGGUAAUCACUCAGGCAGAAGAGGCUGUGCGACCAGUAUCCACUGCCCCAGUGACACCAGCAGAGACUCCAGUAGAACCAGCAGAGAAAGCACAGAGACCUACAGACCUGGUGAUCCCAGUGAGCCCCACAGAGCCCAGUCUGAGCUCCAGCAGUGACGGAGGAGACAUGGCCUGCUCCGACCUCCUUUCUCUGAGGAGCGACUCCUUGUCUCUGGUCUCCAGGACGAGUGAGGAGGACGAUAUUGGGAGCGUUGCUGCUUCUUCUGUCAUGUCUCUGUUCCACAGGGUGCAGCUGGAUCCUCUGGAGAAGCACUGGCUGAGGAGCUCAGCUCUGGGGAACAUGGCUGCUCAGCGUCAGCUGCUCGCUCAGGAGCCCAGCCUCGUCCUGAAGAAGGAUUUCGUCUCUACGGCACUUCACUGGGCAGCCAAGCAGGGCUGUCGGGAGGCGGUGGACAUGAUGCUUCAGGCCGGAGCUGACGUCAACGUCAGAUCGCACGUAAGUGAGUUUCUGAACCAUUCUAGCAUCAGAGAUCUCCACCAAGACGAGCCAUCGUGUCACGCUCUUUCAGUAAAUCGAGCUCUGACAAAUGUUUCCUGGAGGGAAAUUUCCUCUGGCGUUGGUGUGAAAUGA
Molecule: messenger RNA, 1255 nt
Organism: Epinephelus fuscoguttatus (brown-marbled grouper)
Lineage: Eukaryota; Metazoa; Chordata; Actinopteri; Perciformes; Serranidae
Product: ankyrin repeat domain-containing protein SOWAHC-like
Exons: 9
Coding region: 179-1255 (358 amino acids)
Molecular function (GO): protein binding
Source: RefSeq, a predicted model, not a curated record